This is a messenger RNA of Thamnophis sirtalis, 4193 nucleotides long. NCBI's taxonomy places the organism in Eukaryota, Metazoa, Chordata, Lepidosauria, Squamata, Natricidae. The record is from RefSeq and is a predicted model, not a curated record.
AAGCGUAUAUAUAGAUCCAGGGAGCAGCCGACCCUCUCCCCCUCCUCUCAACCGCCACCCGGAGAGGGAGAAGCGUUUCCGUGUCGGCUCAGGCGCGGAUACUCUCCACCCGCGAGGAAGCCUUGCCCUAAACCGGCCGGUCGCAGACAGCGGCUGUGCUGGCGUCGCUGGCAUCUUGCAUGCCAAGGCUUUGAGGUCACCCUCCUAUGCGGGAAGCCUGUUGCCGCAGAGGCAGCUACAGCUGGAGAGCCUCCGGGAAAAGGGACCUGAGGGGUCCCGCGGUGCCUCUUCCUCUAGGGAGCUUGUCCGGGCACCCAAUGCUGCUGCUGCUGCUGGUGGCCCUGCCCUUCGUUUGGGCCCCCGGACUGGCCCACGGCUGGGAGGAUGACAGAUGCAAUCAAACAGAAUGGCAAAAACCUUUAGGUGGAGGAGUAUCGAAUGAGAAAGGUUACCCACUGAAUGUGACCAUCAACAAUUGGGGUUAUUCAAAUGCCCUCUUUCUAAACUGGGAAUAUCCCUUGGGAGGUACCCAGAGCUUCUCAUUAGCUCUUUAUGACUUGGACACAAAUAUUCUACUGCAGAAUGGAUCAUCUACACUCAAUACCACCAGCUUCAGCUUCCAAGGUUUGCUUCCAGGGACACAAUAUAUGAUCAAAAUCACUGCAUUGCUUGCAUGUGCACAGAAUUCGAGUAGAAGAAUCACUGGGCAGACAGUACCAUUACCUGUGCGGGAUGUUAUCUUGAGUCAUGAAAGUCCCUCAGUAUUAUUGCCACCUACAAGUAUGAGUAGGUACAAUGAGCUGGAUCAAUUUAGAGUAGAUAAUUUCUGGAAUGAUGACCCCCUGAAACCAGACAAUGUAAACUUGGUCAACUAUGACAGAGAUAGCACUUUGAAAGCUUCAUGGAACUCAGCAGCUGGUGAAACAGAAUCCUAUUUGGUGAUUCUGCAGAAAGGAGACAGCAGCAUUACAGUCAGAAAUGUAUCUGUGGCAGGGAACAGCACAUUCAUCAUCUUUACUGACCUGGCCCCUGGAAACCACUACACUGCUUGGGUUACAGCUAUUGCUGGGCCCCAUAAAGCAACAGCAAAAAGCAACUCUGCCUGGACUUAUCCCAUGGCUCCAUCUAGUGGGAAUUUAUUGAAUCAAGGCAGUGCCUACAUGCUUCAGGCUCAUUGGCAAGAGGCAGCUGGGACUGGUUAUGUGAUAACGUUAUAUACCAUGAAGCCCCUUGUAAUGUUGCAAAACAGUUCAUUGCCUAAGCAGUCCUCCAGCCAACUUUAUGAAGGGUUAAGACCAGGCACUCAAUAUGCCUUGGAGAUCUGCACGGCUGCAGGCCCCCACAUUUCUCUGCCCUUCCGUCUCAGCAACUGGACAUUACCAUUACCUGUGCGGGAUGUUAUCUUGAGUCAUGAAAGUCCCUCAGUAUUAUUGGCCUCCUGGAGUGAACCCCCAGGUGGGAAAGAUGUCUACCAGUUGGUUCUCUACCACAUCGAUUCACAGGCUCUUGUCAAGAAUACAAGCAUUGCUAGAGGAACCACUACUUUCCGCUUUGAGAAGCUUUUACCGGGCAGUGAAUACGCCCUCCGUAUCACCACAUGGGCUGGAUAUUACAAAGCAAGCACCAAUGCACGAGGAUGGACAGCUCCCAGUCCUCCCAAGGCCCUGACAUUCCAGAACAACAAUUCCAGCUCCAGUUUGACUGCCUCAUGGACUAACUCAGAGGGAGCAGAAUGGCUGUAUUUCACUCUGCAGAACCUGCACACCCCUGCUGACAGCAGGACAGUGUCACUUAAGAGAGGCCUAACUAACUACACCUUCCAGCACUUGGAGCCUGGAACAUCCUAUCACCUGGAGGUUAAAGCUUUGUCUGGGCCUUACCUGGUUAAGGGUCCCAAUAUCACUGUUUAUACAUACCCCCUGAAACCAGACAAUGUAAACUUGGUCAACUAUGACAGAGAUAGCACUUUGAAAGCUUCAUGGAACUCAGCAGCUGGUGAAACAGAAUCCUAUUUGGUGAUUCUGCAGAAAGGAGACAGCAGCAUUACAGUCAGAAAUGUAUCUGUGGCAGGGAACAGCACAUUCAUCAUCUUUACUGACCUGGCCCCUGGAAACCACUACACUGCUUGGGUUACAGCUAUUGCUGGGCCCCAUAAAGCAACAGCAAAAAGCAACUCUGCCUGGACUUAUCCCAUGGCUCCAUCUAGUGGGAAUUUAUUGAAUCAAGGCAGUGCCUACAUGCUUCAGGCUCAUUGGCAAGAGGCAGCUGGGACUGGUUAUGUGAUAACGUUAUAUACCAUGAAGCCCCUUGUAAUGUUGCAAAACAGUUCAUUGCCUAAGCAGUCCUCCAGCCAACUUUAUGAAGGGUUAAGACCAGGCACUCAAUAUGCCUUGGAGAUCUGCACGGCUGCAGGCCCCCACAUUUCUCUGCCCUUCCGUCUCAGCAACUGGACAUAUCCUUUGCCUCCAGAGCACCUGAAACUCAGCAAUGAUGGUCAUAGAAUGAGGUCGCUCCAUGCUUCUUGGCAGAAUCGCUUCAAAAGCGGAGGCGUCUGUGUAGGAGCUCUUCUGGAAACCAAGUCCCAAUUAGUGAUUAAAAAUUUGACUCUGGCAGAGACUAAUAUCACCUUUGAAAUGCUAAUCCCAGGACGUCAGUAUACUCUGAAGCUGGCAAGAGUGGCUGGACCAUUUCAGUCUCAUGUUCAAAUAGUUAGUGACUGGACAUAUCCUUUGGUGCCAUCAGGAGUGAUGCUGGCUAGUAGCAAGUGGGCCGGCAGCCUUUUUGCUUCUUGGGACCAGCCUCUGGGUGACAGUGACCAGUUCUUCCUGCGAUUCUACAGUCUGGAACAUUCUUUGCAGAGGAACAUCACAAUUGGGCCAAGCAUGCUAAAUUUUACAUUUGAAGGUCUUCAACCUGGCAGUCAGUACUUUCUGGAGGUUACAGCAAUGGCAGGACCUUACCGAGCUUCAUCUCAGGUGGUUUCUGCAUGGACAUAUCCUCUAUCUCUGGCAAAUGUCAGCGUGAAGGGCAGCCAAAAUCCCCAGCAACUGAUUGUGAGCUGGAUUGAAUCGGGAAGAGGACGAGGAUAUUGGGUACAGCUUUAUUCAGAGGAAUCUCUGUCCAUUAUACAGAAUGUGUCUGUACCACAUGGAACCACACAGGUUACUUUAGAUAAUCUGGUGCCAGGGACUCGGUAUCGUGUUGAAAUUGUCUCCAGAGCUGGACCUCACUACAUUUCUUCUCAAACAGCCAUUGGCUACACAGUGCCCAUGUUGCCACUUUCUCUGAAGGUAAUCAGUCACAGUUCUUCAGUGUUAUCUGUGCAAUGGAAGCCCCCAGCUGGGCAGAGAGACGGUUAUAUGGUUUCUGUAUCGAAAGAAGGAUCUACAGAUACCAGUAACCACAUGUUUGUGGGGAAAGCCAGCACCAACGUUACAAUUGUGGGACUGGCCCCUGGGACCUGCUAUCUGAUCGCAGUGUGGUCACUGGCUGGACCCUACAGCUCUGCUUCCCGGAACAGCUCAGCUUGCACAGCUCCUGCUGCUCCUGUGAACCUGACUCUGAAUAAUAUGGGCAAUUCAUCUGUGCUGUACACAUCUUGGACUGAGCCUCCAGGAGGACGGGACCACUACAGGAUGAUCCUGUAUAGCCUGGAUCCUCCAGGCAUGAAGAGAAUUCAUGUCAUUGGCCCAAGUGUCCAGGAUUUCCUUUGGACAGAUUUGCCAUCAGGAAGCCAUUUUGCUGUGCAGGUUAUUUCAGUGAAAGGACAUGCUGAGGCCUCCUCCACCAUUGCUGCUGAGUGGACAUCUCCUCUGCCAGCUUCCUCUGUGCAAAUCUGGAAUGAAGGGCACCCAAACAGGCUGCAUGUGGCCUGGGCACCAGCUUCUGGAAGACUUGAUGGCUAUGAACUGAAACUGUACUACACAGGAUCCAGUACUUUAGUAACACAAGCACAUCUUGGAAGGGAUGCUACUAAUUUUACCUACUCAGGUCUGACAUCUGGAAUCAAUUACUUAUCUGAGAUUCUCUCAAAGGCUGGACCUCAUAGGACUUCAGCAGGGAAUUUCAGUGCUUGGACAAGUCCUCUACCUCCUCGCAUGGUGUUUGGAGAUGAUGCAGUUCAACUGAGUUUUGUGUGUAGUUAUAGAAAAAUGAUUGUGCACCGUGCACCAAUUUCUGUUACAAACAAGUAG